This is a messenger RNA of Culicoides brevitarsis, 2264 nucleotides long. It is a transcript of the gene mip130, whose product is annotated as protein lin-9 homolog. The record is from RefSeq and is a predicted model, not a curated record. The coding region runs from base 160 to 2073 and encodes 637 amino acids. The transcript has 2 exons. NCBI's taxonomy places the organism in Eukaryota, Metazoa, Arthropoda, Insecta, Diptera, Ceratopogonidae. Gene Ontology annotation, molecular function: DNA binding. Gene Ontology annotation, biological process: regulation of transcription by RNA polymerase II; regulation of cell cycle; DNA-templated transcription. Gene Ontology annotation, cellular component: transcription repressor complex; nucleoplasm.
UGAUGACGCUAUGACAUUUUAAGCAAUUGAAAAAAAUUGUUAAAAAUUCGAUAACGUCGAAUAUUUUUGUGGAUUUCCUUGUGAAAUUUGAGAAUUUUCCAAGUCCGUAAUCCGUGUUAAAGUUGCACCCAUCGAUUUUCCGUUGCACGAACACUCAUCAUGUCCGAUUCAGGUAAAAAGUCCGUUGGGCUCAGAAAAAGUACGAGAGUGCCGAAAGUCAGCAAGGAAGUUGCCGAAGCCAAGGUAAACGUGGAAAAUUUGAAGAAAACAGUAAAGGAAGAACGCGCCAGCGAUGAGGAGAGUUCCGAAGAAGAGGUCAGCGAUCAAGAGGAUUCCGACAUCGAAGGCGAACAAUCGUUCGGUCCCGCAGCAUUGGGUCUCCAUCGUGUCGGCACGGCUUUACCAAAGCGAAAAAAAGCUGCUGCGCCAUCGCAAACGCUGAAUCGUCGCGGAAUUCCGGCGCGAAUUAAGAAGAAAAAUCCCCUAUUUUACGACGAUAACAUGGUGAACGAUCAGAAACAAAUUAAAAAUUCACCGAAAAAACCGACACCGGUAAAGGUGACGCCCAAAGGGAAGGCCAAGAAGGUCCUUGCUGUGAAACGUGCCGCCGUUGCGGAAGAAGAAUCGCCGGCUCCCGUCAAAAAAUACAAAAUUGUCAAUAAAAAACGCAAAGAUGAUUCGCUGGAAAAUGCAAUUGUCAUUCCCGUUGACAAAAAGUUGGGUCAACGAAUUGGCUUGCGUCUGCGAAAUUUGCUAAAAUUGCCGAAAGCGCACAAAUUCGUCAGUUACGAGUGGUUCUACAGUACUAUCGACAAGGCCAUACUCGGUGGCGAGAACGAUUUUCAACAAUGUUUGCGGGAAUGCUAUCCGACGCUCGUCACGCGGAACCUGACACGUGCCGAAUGGAAUCACGUACGUCGCACUUUGGGCAAGCCACGUCGCUGUUCGCAGAUUUUCUUCGACGAGGAACGCCGUGAACUCGAACGAAGACGUCAGAAAAUCCGUUUGUUGCAAACGCGCAAAGUGGGCGAUCCCUCGUUCGUUCGUGACCUGCCAAAGGAGAUUCCGAUGCCAUUGACGGUGGGUACCAAAGUAACGGCGCGAUUGCGUGCCCCCCAAGAUGGGUUAUUUAGCGGGACUGUUGAAGCUGUCGAUCCCCUCACAAAUUCCUAUAGAGUCAAAUUCGAUCGUCCCGGACUGGCGUCGCAAAGUAUUCCGGAUUACGAGGUGGCGGCGACAGAUCCGCCCAAGACACUUGCCUUGAGUCACAUUACGCAAAACUUCCGACCGCGAAAAGACGUGCAAAUGUACAUGAUCUCACCCAUGCGCAAGGCUGGUCCCCUUUCGUCCAUUUACAAGAACGAUCCGUUACUCGGCGGCGACAGUUAUCCGCGUUUGCCGAAGCCGAAACCCGUUUUGCAGCUCCCCAAGGACCAAAUUAACGGACGCAGCAUCAAAUUACUCGAAAUUAUCGUGCGAGCAAAGAAACUCUUGUCCGUCAAACAAUCCAAAUUCAAGGAACUGAAAAAAAUGAAUGCCGAAAUCGAGCAGUCGAAGGCGAAAAAUGAGACUUUAACCGAAGACCUGCAGAAAAAGUACGCGUAUCACGUGAUCGGCAUGGAAAAAUUAAAUCGCGACAUCACCGAAUGUCUCAGCAAGUUGCAAACGUACUGCAACGAGCUCACGGACGACUCCAAGACGCUGGCGAUGCUCGCGCCGAGUUACAUGCGUGAAAAAUGUCGCGAAAUGGCAGUCAAUAUGGUGGAAAAAAAUAAUUCCGAUGCGGUGUUGCAGGACGAAGGCAUGCUCGACUUGAUCACGAAUUUGACGACCGUCAUGUGGAUCACGUCGCAUUUGAACAAUAACGAGCAGUAUGGCAGCAUCAUGAGUGUCUUGACGAGCUCCUUGCACGAGUCGCGGUCCAAAUUGGCGCCGGAAAAUGGACCCAUUUUCGACAAAAAUGUCGAAGCGCACGUGCAACAAAUCAAGGUCGGCAUCGUGAAAAAGCUGCAAGAGUUGAAGGAGAAACGGGCGCAAGAGGAUGCGGCGAGAGCCAUUGAGGCGGGUGCGUGAUUUCGUGUUGUUUCUUUGGGUGUGCAGCAAGUUGUUUAAUUUCCUUUCCUAAAUACAAUCUAUCUAGAGUAAACUAAAAAUCUUCCGUUGAAAUUCUUAUAAACGACAUUUAACGACUUUUUUUUAUUUAGGACUUUUCUUGUAAGAAUUAUCUUGUACCUUUCACAAUUUAUAGAUUUGACAAAUAAAAA